This is a messenger RNA of Crotalus tigris (Tiger rattlesnake), 8794 nucleotides long. RefSeq names its product GLIS family zinc finger 2 (gene GLIS2). Gene Ontology annotation, molecular function: RNA polymerase II cis-regulatory region sequence-specific DNA binding; DNA-binding transcription factor activity, RNA polymerase II-specific. The record is from RefSeq and is a predicted model, not a curated record. The transcript is spliced from 6 exons. Gene Ontology annotation, cellular component: nucleus. Bases 6192 to 7757 code for a protein of 521 amino acids. Lineage: Eukaryota; Metazoa; Chordata; Lepidosauria; Squamata; Viperidae. Gene Ontology annotation, biological process: smoothened signaling pathway; regulation of transcription by RNA polymerase II.
GAGACCGGGGGGGGGGGAGACGAUAGAUCGGACCGAAAUAGGGGAGGCCGUCGUGAUGGCAAAACAUGCCUGCCCUUUGCUGGAAGCCAUUAUACCUCCGGCCGCUGCCCGCCGCCCCUUCUCUGGCUUGCUUGCUUGCUUUCCGCAAUGGGAAUCACAGCUCCCGGCGUUGAGCGCGCGACGCCCCUGCCCCGCGCCUUGCCUGGGGGUUUUGCACCCAUGGCUAUUCGUGGGAGGACCGGGGAGGCUGCCCGGACCGCGAUCGUCGGGCUGCGCACUCUCUGCCUGAGCAAAGCCCCCCCCCUGCCUUGAAAUGAUUCUUCCAGGCCAGCCUAAGGGGAAGAAAGGAGUGCCGGGGCUCCCUCAGUGCACACGGGAACCCAGGGAGCUUUGGGCUAGCCCUUCUUCCAAGGUCCUUUGGGACUGGCAGUGGGGAUCCCCUUCCAGCAAGCAGGGGUCCUGCCUUCCUGGUCUUCUCCGGCUGUCGGCCGCAGAUCUUCCAGCUAAAGACAGUUUUUCAGGGCACAGCCCAUUGGUGCAUAGCAUCUCCUGGCCCGGCAGGAAGGACCAAGGCCUGCAACCCAAUGCAGUCAGUGGGGGGUCUGAGCAAGAGGGGUGGAUCUGCGGUUUGUUGGGGAGCCAGCAGAAUACCCAGGAGGAGCAGGAAUGUCCUUGCAAGACGCCCCUCCCUGCUGACAGCCACCCAAGCAUGCUUAACAGAGCAGCGGAGGCAGUGGCCCACCGGAGAGCAGGAAAACCUGGAUGUGGCCACUGCACUCUGCGCUGCCACCCAGAAAACAUUGGGAAUGGUGAGGACUUGCACCCCUGAAGGGAAGCUGCCAGGGACAGCCAUUGCCCGCGCUGGGCACAGGGGCUGCUCUGGCUCCAAGGCCAGGCAGCUUCACCAGAGUGGGAGGUGGACUUGACCUUGCCUCCCUUUCCCCUUCCAGUCAACACCCUUCCCAGCUUUACCUGAGCAGAAGGCUGCAGGGUUGACCCCCCCAAGGAGCCCCCACCCUUCCCAGCCUGGUUGGGUGUCUCCCACAGCACUGGCAUUUUCUGCCCCCCCCCCAUUUUCUGGGGAAAAUUCUGCUCAUGAGACCUGUGCCUGUUGAGGGGGGGCCUUCUCAGAAACUCUAGCGGCUCUCUCUAGCUCACCAACCCUUCAAUCUGACUACCCUCCCUUUCCUUGGCCAGGGCUGACCUCUUGCCCACUGUUUGUGGUUGAAUGGGCACUGCAGCGAGGAGCAGCAGCUUGGAGGGCAGGAGUGGGAGUAGUGAUGCCCUUAGGGGGAGCUUGUCUGGCUAAGAUGCGGGCAGGGCAGCCUAAGGACCCCAAGAACGCCCCUUUCUCAUCAUGCUGGAAACCCUCAACGACAGAGACUGGCGAAGCUUGAUUGUCUCCCAUGUCCUUGAUAGUUUUCCUGCCAUCGGAGGGCCCCCUUGCUUUUGAGUCUGGGGGCUCUGGGUGAUUCUCAGGAUCUUACACUGUAUGAUUGCCUUUCCCUAAAGCUAGGGGCUGGCCGUGAGCACACUUGGGGCACUGGUCAGUGCAAGAUUGCCCCUCUCGCCUGCUCCGAAGAGGCUGCAGGUCCAUGUGUCCAGCUGCCUCCAAUUUCCAGAAGGGGUAGGAGAGAGAAAAAGGCUGCCAACUGCCUUGCCAGACUGCCAGGGCAGGGAGCUGCCAAGGGCUGCUCCCCCCUCAAGCAGAGUCCUCCCAGGGCUGCCCCUCACUCAAAGGCUUGGGGCAUGGUGAUCUCCUUCCUGCUUUCCCCCUACCCCCUCCUUUAGGCUGACUUUGUGUUACAACUGUGUCUCCGCAGAUCUCUUGGGGCUUGGCAGCUGCCCAGGUGAAGUAGUAAUUCAGGCUGCCAUCGGCUGUCUUGCACCCAAGGAGGCAGAGCUGUGCUCGGGUGGACGGGGGGGGGGAGGGCAGAUGUCUUGGCCUGCAGAACAUUUGGAAAGAGAGAGACAGGAAAGGAGUUGCUCUCACUGGAAGGGAGGUGAGCUGGCCACUGAGCAGAGGGGGUACUGCCAACUGAACAGAUCCCUGCCCUAGGCACUGUCCAUAGCUGUUUUCUGGGGAGCUUGACAGCACAUUCACUUUGAAUCCUACCUGUGACUUCCCCAGGUGUGAUGCUUUCCCAAGCCUCUCCUGGGACAGCCUUCAGCCAGCUCUGUGGGGUGAACCUGGGCCUCUCCACAGCCGAAAAGACAGGGUUGUGCUGCACAGAUUGGGAGGGGCCUGCUAGGUGCCCGGAUCAUGGCCAGGAGUGCGCUUUGCCCAGAGCAGGCGGGGCCCCAGUCAAGAAGCACCUGCAGCUGAGUGGGAGGAAAACUCCUAGGUGGGCCAGCUGGACAGAGCCAACUCUGACUUCCUGCUAGUGGGUGGGGGCACAUUUGAGGGACCCCUGGAGAUUUCCUGUCAGAAGGUUUUGCCAGUGCCUUGCUCCCCCACAUCCCCACUAGAUGGGCUUUGGGAGUUUAAUUCAACUUAGUAAUAACUGUGGUUUCAUGUUGAUUUUGUUUAUCUCAAGCGCUGAUGUUUUAGUCCUGUUUCUUGGAGAGGAAGAACAGGUAACUAGAUGGAAGUUGUUGGUAUUUUAUUAUAGGUGCCUUGCACUCUGUUUUACUGGAAAAAUAAGAUAAAUAUCAUGAAUAAAUAAAAAGGAAUACACCCUGGUGUACAUAUUUACUCCAAAGGUUUAAUGAGCUAUAUAUAAUCCAUUGAUCUGCUAGGAUCGGUAGUCCCAUUAUUUUCCUGAUAUAUUCUGAGGGAUUGGAGAGUAGAAAAAGGCAGAACUGCCUCUUUACCUGAAGAUAAGGAGGACUAGUGGCUUGUGAUUUGGUUAAACUGUGCAGCUGCUUCUCCAUAUAAUCCUGAGCCUGGAGCCCCUCAGCAAAGAGACCACCUGGGGGACUCCCCCACCCUGGCUGGUGCUGAAAGCCAGGCAGAGGCACCAAAGGCUGAUUUUAAACUGUCCUCCCCACCAGAGAGGUGGUCUCCUUCAGGCUGGUGUGGUCUGUCAGGCAACAGCCCUUCACCCGCCAGUGGGGCAAUCCUGAAGAAUGAGAGUCCCUGGAAGAACCCUCCAGGGUACCAUUCCUGGAGCGGACCUGCCUGCUGUGAAUCAGGGGCGGCUGGAAGAAGGGCGCUAUGUUCUUGGCCGCUUCCUGACCACAUCCAGUCCUUGCCUGGCUGGCGUUGAUAUGAGUCAGUACAGGAGGGAAGUGGUGAGGUGGGUCUGCCAGGGUUGAAGGAGCAGGGAGCUGUGCCCAGGCAUGGAGUGGGUGGGGACAGCUCUGCCCCAAAUGCCCAGGCAUCCAGCCUCCCCCUGAAGUGCCAAAGCCUUAAGAGAACAGCUGGGGAGGGUUUUGCCAGCAAGACGGCUAUUGCCGUCUGCCAGGCUUGGCUUGGAUGCUCCUUCCCGCCCUCCCCUCAGUGUCCUGUUGGCCAACACUGGAGGGACGUUAGGUGCCUCUGCACAUCUGUGGAGGGAGGCCUGCUGGCCCCUCCUGGAAGCGGCUCUCUCAGUCGACUUCCUCUGGAUUCUGGGAAGGCUUGUUCCCAGGAAUGUUCUGCUCUGGGGCCAGUUUGGUUUGGCAGCUGUUGCCGCCGCGCAGGGCGGGGGAGCUGCUUCCCAUCCAGUGUCCCACCCAGCUCAGCUCCUGGGAGCAGCUCAGGAAUCCAGUGAGGCCAUUGGAAUAUGGCGGGGCAGCGGGAGGAGGCCAGACUCCACAGAGGCAGCGGGCUGCUCCACAGAGCAAGGGCAGCAGCUCCUCCUUUGUCGCUCCAGGUUCUCUGCCUGGGAAACGGUGCUCACAUCCUGAGGACACUACAUUAGGGCCUCUCCCAGACUGCCCGGGCCCUAGGCUGUUGCCACCAGAGCAUCCUGGAGCCUUGAUCCAAAUGCUUGCUGUGUGGACCUGGCCCUCUGAAGGGGCAGGAGAUACAAGGCCCUGGCCAUGUGGUUGGUUUUUGGUGCCUGCCAGGGUUGAAGCUGACCAGAGACUCUUCUGCCAGGAAGCUCCUGGCACUAAAGAGCGAGAGGCCCCUGGGGCAGGCUGGACUCUGCUCAGGCAUUCCUCCUGGGGGAGGGGCCAGGACUGGGCAAAGGGGGCUUUCCAUGCGGAAGAGGGAUUGGCAUAGGGUGGGGACCCAAGUAGGGCCCCCACGUUAGGCGGAGGCAGAGCAGCAGCAGUGGCUUAUGUGUUAGGAGGUGGGCAAGGGCUCCCCUGAGCCACGCCUGCCCUGCUGUGGCCUGUAUUUUGUGUGUGUGGGGGGUCUGGUUUUUCCCAACUUUCCGCAUCUUUAUGUGUACUGCCUCUGUCUCUCCUCUGGGUGCAUUCUCUCUCGUGGGCCCUGGUGGCUGUUCAGGUAGCAAUCCAGGCCGCUUUGCACCAGGUGUGGGGUGCGGCUGUGCCAGGGUAGGGGCUGGGUUAAGCCAGGGCUUCCUCUGGGAGAGGCCCAUAGUGGGGCCUGACACCUGCAUCCUUCCCUCCAGCUGCUCUGCGCCCAGCCAGGCUGCAUCUCCUUUAUUACUGCCCUCCCCUCUUCACUCGGUCACAGGAAGAGGAAUGGGGUGUAGGUCGGUGCCAGAAGCACCCUCCCUCCCCACUGCGCCUCAGGCUGGCCCGAGUGUGGAGCGGGGGGGGGGUGUGUGCCUGUAUGUGUGUGGGGAUUGCAAAGAUCUUUGCCCCCCUCUCAAAUGCGAGGUGUUGUGAUUCCCCCCCCUCCCCCGCCUCUGCAUUGCAGACUCUGGCGCUGGCCUCGCCGCGGUGCCUUCCUCCCUCUGCGGCCUGCCCCCCCCCCCCACUUCCAGGGAGGGGCCUGCGCAUUCCAGCAUGUCUGAGCCGCAGCCCGGCCGGGCCCAGCGCCAAGGCCGGCGGGGAGGGCGAGCAGGAGCCGGCCUGCGCCAUCCGGGUCGGGUGAGUUCGCAGGUGCCGCCCAGAGCCUGGCGGGGAGGGGGGCGGAGGGCGCGCAUGCCAGGCCCACGGAGAGCGCCAGGGGGGCCCUCGCUGCCUGCCCGGAGGCUUUGCGGAGGAGGGAAGCGCACGCCGCCCCUUCCUGCGCCAGGCCGGCCCUCGGUUGCGGCUGGGGGUGCGGAGGAGGCCCGGCCAGAGGAAAACCAGCAGCCGCGGCUCUGGGCGAAACCGCACCGAGGACCGCCUGCGACUCAGUCAAGCAGCGCGCGCUGCGUUCUCUGAGCAUGGGCAGAGUGUCAGAAGCGGCGGGGCUCGAGUGCGGAGACCGCCGGCCCUUGGCAAGCUCGGGAAGGCCGGCCUGAGGGGGCGGGGAAGAAGGCGGAGACACGUGUCAGGAGCAGGCCCGCUUGGCUCGCCGGGAGGGCGCGGAGCGCUGCUUCAGGCCGCCGAGCUGCGGGCGGGGGGCCGUAUCGGGAGAGGGGAGGCUGGUUGGGCCCGGCCCGUCGCUGGGCUCCCGGCAGACGUCGGGUGCCCAGGCCUGCCCCUCCCGGUGAAGUGGGCGCUCCGAUUUCAUACAGCCUCCUUGAAAAUAGGAUUUAGCAAGGCUUGGGGCUCCUUCCUGAGGGUCGCCCUGUGUCCAGCUGCCCUCCUUGUCCAGCCCCUGGCUGCUUUGUGCCCAGGGAGGCCUUCCUGCUGCCCUUUCCCCAGCCAGGGCCAGGAAGCACCCCCCUCCCUCCCUAUGCAGCUCCACAGCCUGCAGGGAAGAACAAGGAGCAGCUGUUUGUAAUUGGAAGGCCUUCCUGUGGGGGAGGGUACUGGCACCCACAAAGUGAGAGCCUGGUGCGAGGGUAGCUUGAUGGCUUUGCUUUCGCAACUCUCCCCCUCUCCUGUUGCGCCCCAAAUCUCCUGGGGGUUUUGGCUGGUGAAGCGGGAGGAGAGCAGGGAGCAACCAGCUAGGGUUUUCCACCUGCUGGCCCCCUCAGACCCUUCCCUGUGGAGAGGAGGAGGCUACCCAAGCGACUUGACCAGCCUCCCCCUGCACCCCCGGAAGUAGUCAGCGGGGGGGGGGCAAACCUCGUGGUGGAUUCUCCCUAGAGCAGCUUUGGGGCAGGCAGAGCCAGAGGAUCCGUUGGGGAAACAGCACAGGCUGGAACACCAGUGAGACAUCCCUGCCUUCCCAAUUCCCAUGCAGGACGGCAGAAGUCCCCCCCCCCCAGUUCAGUCCAGCUGACCAGAGCAGCCUGCUCUCUCGCUGCUGGCCCUCCAUGCAUUCCCUGGACGAGCCCCUGGACCUCAAGCUGAGUGUCUCCAAACUGCCAGCCGUGCGAGAGAAGCACACGGGCAGCACCAAGGGCCGAGCUCUGUGCCCGGUCUCACAGGACAAGGGCUACCUGGCAGUGGGCCCAGGCUCCCCUCCGGAUGGCUUCCAGCCACACCCCCAAUGCCAAGACAAGAGAGACCAUCGGUUCUCCUCGCCUCCCACGGUUGACCUGAGCCUGUCCCCUUCUCCGCCAGGCCGGGACUCCACCCCCAGCGGCAGCACAUCCACCUCUCCCGACAGGCAGAGCAAUGGGGAGCUGGUGAACUGCACCAGCAUGCGCGAUCUGCAGUCCCUGCGCUACCUUGACAGCCUCCGCAGCUCCUUCCAGUUCUUCCUACCUCUGAACUCAGGAGGGUCCCUGCACCUGCCUGCCUCCGCUUUUCUGGCACCCUCCAAGGAGAAGCGCCUCUCUUUGGAUGCAGCUGUGCAGAAGCAGCUGGUGUGCCGCUGGUCGAAGUGCAACCAGCUGUUUGAUCUCCUGCAAGACCUUGUGGACCACGUCAAUGACUUUCAUGUGAAGCCAGAGAAGGAUGCUGGCUAUCGUUGCCACUGGGAGGGUUGUGCCCGCCAUGGCCGGGGCUUCAAUGCCAGGUACAAAAUGCUGAUCCACAUCCGUACACACACCAAUGAGAAGCCCCAUCGCUGCCCCACCUGCAACAAGAGCUUCUCCCGGCUAGAAAACCUGAAGAUCCACAACCGCUCCCACACAGGGGAGAAGCCCUAUCUCUGCCCCUAUGAAGGUUGCAGCAAGCGCUACUCCAACUCCAGCGACCGCUUCAAGCACACCCGCACCCACUACGUGGACAAGCCCUACCACUGCAAGAUGCCCGGGUGCCACAAGCGCUACACCGACCCCAGCUCUCUCCGCAAGCAUAUCAAGGCCCAUGGGCACUUCAUCACCCGCGAGCAGCAGGAGCUGCUGAAGCUGCAGCCCCCCACCAAGCCCCCCUCCCUCAUGGCUGACAGGCCGUACCUCGGCGGGGCACAGAUCAUCAUGCCUACCCCGGCCGCCCUCUUUAGCAGCCACAGCCUGCCUCUCCCGCUCCCACAGGCCCCCCUGGAUCUCAGCACCUUAACCUGCGGCGGGCUGGGUACGGCUGCCAUCGCGGGCCUGCCCAGCCCCACACUUGCCCCUUUGAACUUGGCCAAGAACCCCCUGCUGGCCUCCCCUUUCUCAGUGGGCAGCCUGGGGCUGCCGGUGAUGUCCUUGCUGGCCGGCACCUCUGCCAAGGCAGGAGUUGAGCGAGGGCAGGAAAGCAGGGCCCGGCCCAUCAAAGGUGACUUUGGCAGCAGCAGCCAGUCAGCAGGAUUGCAGCGAUGCAAGGAGGCCAGUGAGAGAGUGAAACUGGCCAGGCUGCGGACAACCACGGACAGCCUCUCGCUGCUCCCUGGGGGCAUCCUGGACCUGUCCACUGGGAUGAACUCUGGGGCAACCGCUGAAGCUCUGCCGCCAGGCUGGGUGGUGAUCCCAGCUGGCUCUGUUUUGCUGAAGGAAGCUGUGGUGAGUUAAGCAGGGAAGAGCAAGGAGGAGGACUGGGACACCAGCUUGCCCAGAGACUUUUCAGCAUUCAAUCCAGGCAAGUGAUACAAGACUCCUUGUGACGAAGACCUGCCGAGCUGCUCCUGGGAAUCAAGAAAGUUCUGUUCUCUCUCUGCCCCCAUUGGUUUCUCCCUCUCCACAUGGCUACUGGGGCUUUUCACAAGGGGGGGGCAUCUCUUCUGAGCAAAGCAAUAAGAAGCUUCCCAGUGCAGCAACCAGGAAUUCCACCCUCCCCUCUCCCUGUUCUGCCUAAUGCCAAGCAGGACAGACACAGGAGCACCAAUGUAGGAAGCAGCGCUGGUUGGUUCAUUCCCAGCAAGGACACCUCAACCCGACUCCCCUUUUCUCAGUCCUGCUUUAGCUCAAAAAAAUCUGGGGGAGCCCACUUGAAGGAAUCUUGCCCAAAGCUGCUUUCUUCUUUUUGUCACCCCUUUGGUGGUGGCAGCCACACUGCAGGCCUCGCUGUGCCCAGUUUGCUCCCGUCUACCUUUGGGGUGCUUCCUUUGUCCCCCAUUUUUUCUUUGGAGCCUAGCAGUGUCACCCUGUGGCUCAGAGGCCUUUUCCUCCCCCAUUGGCUACUGUUCAGAAGCCAAUCCUGGAAGAGGUGCUAUCAGUUGCCUCCCUCCUGGGCCCAGAGCUUCUGCCUGGUUCAGGCCUUUAUGACAAGGCACACCAUUCUGUGUGCUGCUGAUGAGACCGUUCCCUGACGUGGAGGAAUUGAACUGUGCAAUUCCCCCUAUAAGCAGUUUCUUAUAUUAAAACUGUGCAACAGUCUUACAGAGGCAGUGAAGAUGGGAAGACAGCAAACCAUCCCUGGAUGAAGAUUCAGUCUGUGCUGGGUUCUGGGCUGCUUCUGCCCUGUAAACCUUGCAAGAGCCCCUUCUUCUCAUGGGGGGAGGGGUACUCUCUCCCUUGCUUUUAGGAAAGCAGAGCACCAGGCAAUCUGGCAUCCUUUAUGCAGAUCCGAGGAAAGAUGGUGUACAUCUUCCAGCAGGAAGCCAUGAACU